AUGAAGAAUGAUAGCUGGGUGAAUCCUAAUGAAGGUACUUUUGUAAGUGUAUUAGCUGCUUGUAGUAAUUUAGCAGGUCGUGGAGAGGAAAAGCGAGUCCACCAAGGUACUCUCACCACGGAUGUGGAAGAGAGCCAUGCUGGUAUGAUGAAGUUAGGGUUGAAGUACUUUGAUAUGCUUUUGAGAGACGAGUGCAUAGAAGUAAGAGAUGAUCAUGAUACAAGCCUUGUCGAUCUCUGUGGUAGAGCAAGGAGGCUCAAGGAGGCAUAUGAUCUUAUAAAACAGCUCCCAAACAAAAUAUCAGCAGGUGUUUGGGGGGCUCUUCUUGCGAGGAUGCAACAUUCAUGA
Fraxinus pennsylvanica is the source of this 348-nucleotide messenger RNA. Lineage: Eukaryota; Viridiplantae; Streptophyta; Magnoliopsida; Lamiales; Oleaceae. The record is from the annotation of a GenBank genome assembly.